Messenger RNA from Silurus meridionalis, 4598 nucleotides. It is a transcript of the gene ttc21a, whose product is annotated as tetratricopeptide repeat domain 21A. The transcript is spliced from 29 exons. Gene Ontology annotation, biological process: intraciliary retrograde transport; protein localization to cilium. The coding region runs from base 525 to 4457 and encodes 1310 amino acids. The record is from RefSeq and is a predicted model, not a curated record. Lineage: Eukaryota; Metazoa; Chordata; Actinopteri; Siluriformes; Siluridae. Gene Ontology annotation, cellular component: intraciliary transport particle A. Gene Ontology annotation, molecular function: protein binding.
UUUAGCAACUCACAUUUCGGUAUCUCCUGCACAGGUUAUAGUUUUAUGUUCAGCUAUGAAUCCAGACUCCACUCUGUUUCUAUAGUUUAUAAUAGAUUAUGAUAGAAUAUGAUUAUAAUGAUUUAAUGAUGUGUACACACACACACACACACACACACACAUACACACACACUGCUUAAUGGAAAUUUGGUACCAAUCAUUUGAAAUCAGUACAAUUUCUGUGAAGGUUUCUAAUUCUUUUCAGUAGGGAAGGUGAAAUAUUAAGAAGCCUAUAGUUGUGUAUGUUAGGAAUUGAGGAGAUCCAGAAGAUCAGGCAAGCUAGACUUUAAAUACAGGUGAACAUUUGACACACAGUGGUUCAGUCUGUGAGCGAUUAGUCAGCCUGUGCACUUCAGGUGUGUCCAGGUGUUGCCAAGCAACCAAAAAAAACACCUGCAUCUCAGAUUUUCCUCCGGUCUUCAGACAUACAAGUGAAUAAAGGCCGCUGAGACUUUGCGUUCACCAAAGACCAAGAAAAGUUCAUUAUGGCAGACUCCGAUCCAACCUGCUUAGCUUCUCUUAUAUACCUGCUGAGGGAGCGAUUGUACAGGCAGGUGAUAAACACUGCACUAAACUACCUUAAACUCUACCCAAACGACCCUGUGCUCCUGUUCUUCAAGGCUUUUGCUGCUCUAAAUGAAGGACGCUUUCAGGAGGCUGUCAGGGAGCUGAACAUUCUGAGAGACAAGCCUCAGGUGUCUCUGUGCUCAGUGAUGGCCCUCCUGUGGGCACACAGGCAAAGAGAGACCACAGACGAAGAAGCAGUGUCUGAGCUGGAGUCCUGUUUAAAGAGAGCCAAGAGGACAGCUGGAGACAAGGCUUUGUACUAUGUGGCACUGCUCUACUGGAUUCUGGGAAGAAAUCAAAAAGCCAAAGAGAACAUAGACAAGAUGCUUAAAUUAUCCAGUGGAUCUUCAGAGGGACAUAUUCUUAAGUGCUGGAUUGUCCUGACCUCAGAGAGUGAUGUUGAACGAUCUCAUGCCACUCGAUAUUUUGACAGUGGCAUUUUUGACAUAAAGAACGUGUUUGGUUUAAUGGGAAAGAUCGAGUUUUUUAUGGCGAGACAAAAAGAGUCCUAUGCUUUGAAUAUCGUCAAUCAGAUCAUAGCUUCCUAUCCGGACUUCAUUCCAGCUUUGGUUCUCAACAUGAACAUAUUUAUGGCUCUCCAUAACUGGGAACAUACCACUGAGGUGGCUGAAAGGAUCCUAGAGAUAGAUGCACAUAACUUAAAAGCGCUUCAGAUGUUAAGUAUAAUCUCCGCAGCAAAGGAUGGUGAUGUAGAGAAGGCGAAAGAAUAUCUUCAGUUACUUCUGAAUGCAGCUGAGGUCACAGAGCCCAGCACUCCCAGUCUUCAUAUGGAGGUCACCAUGCCCAUCAGCAGACUGUGUGGACACGAUAAAGGUGUGGUGCAGAUGCUGGUGUCAUUUUUGCAGAAAUGUGUGUUAAGAGCUCCAGACGAUUCUGCCAUAGCUUCUGAGCUCGGUUACCUCCUCACUCUCCAACACAAGUACAAAGAGGCCCACAAAUGGUAUACCAAGGCUCUGAAUAUUGACUCUGACAGUGUGGCUGCUAUAUCAGGUAUGAUCAGGUGUAAGCUGAUGGAUGGGCUAUUGGAAAAAGCAGCAGAGCAGCUGGAGUUCUUUCAUGCAUCACUCGGAGGCUCAGCACAGGAAAUCAUACUUUUGCAAGCAAUACUGGCCAUGAAGAAAGGAGCAGAUCAGGAGAGUAUGGUCGCAAUGCUGAAGGAGGCCACAGAGCUCCAUUUUCAGACUCUUAAAGGCCUACCACAUGGUGUGGACUACCUACAGAGACUUGACCUCAAUUUUCUGCUCCAGGUUGUCAACAUGCAUCUUGCCAACAGUCAGGAUAUGCCACAUGUUGCUGGUCAACCCUAUCCCUUUGGGCUGAAGCAUGCCUGUAUGAUUCUAGAAGCUGCAAUUAAAGCUGCUCCCUGUGUGUUGGCAAACUGCUAUUACAUGGCACAUGUCAAAUUCCUUACAGGUGAUCAGGCAGCUGCUCAGCAAUUUCUGAACAUCUGUAUGGAGAAGGAUCCCUCCAUUCCUGAGGUCCAUUUAAUCCAGGCCAAACUUCACCUUCAUGCAGGAGAUUACAGCAAGUGCCUCAGCAGUUUGGAGACUGGCGUUAGCUAUAACUUUGAAUUAAGACAGAAGCCACAGUAUAAUUUAAUCAAAGCCAGAGCUCUAAAGAGAGCUGGACAGCUGUCUGAGGCGAUCCAGUGUCUCCACAUGGUGAUAAGCAUGCCGGGGGUCAAAAGGAUCGUUAAGACACAAGAAAACCUGAUCUCUCGCAGUGAGCGAGUUUCUUUUUUCCUGGAGCUAGCAGAUGCCCUACGGUUAAAUGGAGAGCAGCAUGAGGCUACAAAGGUUAUACAAGAUGCGAUGUGGCAGUUUAAGGACACCCCUGAGGAAGUGAGGGUUAUGAUUGCUAAUGUAGACUUGGCCUUAGCUAAAGAUAAUAUUGAUGCAGCUCUGAAUGCACUGGGAAAUAUAAUUCCAGGGGAGCCCAUCUACAUACAUGCCAAGGAGAAGAUGGCCUGCAUUUACCUUGAACGAUUGAGAAAUAAGAGACUCUACAUAGCAUGUUACAGAGAAAUCUCCAAACAUCUACCUGGACUUUACUCUACUGUGUUGCUUGGUGAUGCUUUCAUGAAGAUACAAGAGCCAGAUAAAGCUAUUAAAGUCUAUCAAGAAGCAGUAAAAAUGGCACCCAAUGACGCAACACUUGCCAAGAAAAUUGGCCAAGCCCUGGUGAGAACACACCAGUACGACAAGGCUGUUAACUACUAUGAAACUGCUCUCAACACCAGUUUAAUGGACUCUGUUUGUUUAGAGCUGGCUGAGCUUCUGCUUAAACUUAAGGAAUUUGAAAGAGCUGAGAAAAUCAUACGGAAGGCAUUGGAUCAUAAAGAAAGCACGGAUCUGACCAGCAUGAUGAAUGAUGUAAAAUUUUCACAAAUGCUUAUAAAAAUUCUGCAGGCUAGAAAUGAACUAUGCCUAGAAAAGAUACAAGAGAUCUCUGAUAUCCAGCAGAAGAUUAUGAGACGUCUGCCAUUUGAGCAGCCUGAGAUCAAAGAGGAGCAGAGGAAAGUGGCAGCAGCUAUUUGUUUUUUGCAGGCCCAUGAGUAUCGCCAAAAAUCUGAUUUAGAGAGAGCGAGGCAGUGCUAUUCGGAGGCUCUGAGCUAUACUCCAGAUGACAUAGAGGUUUAUUUAGGGAUUGUGCAGUUGUACUACGUACACCACCGAUUGGAUUACUGUGAAGACCAUUGUCUUAAGAUAUUGAAUCUCAAUGAAAAUCAUGUUAGCGCCAAUAUGCUGUUAGCUGACGUGCUGUUCCAGAGAAACGAAAAAGAAGAAGCCCUUAAGCUGUACACAAAUAUCUUAUACAAACUGCCAGACAACUUCCAUGCCCUGGUGAAAUUUCUCCACAUGUUACACUGGGUGGGAAGACUGGAUGAAGUGCUGCCCUUCUUUGAGAAAUGUGUAGCUUACUCUCCAGCUGCAGUUAGAGAACCAGGUUACAACUACAGCAAAGGCCUCUAUUACUGGCAUGCAUACCGUGUACAGGAGGCAAUGACGCAUCUAAACCAGGCCAGGAGGGAUGCAGAAUGGGGGGAGGAUGCACUUGAGCUGAUGGUGCACAUCUGUCUUAACCCAGACAAGAAGACAUUUGGAGGAGAAGUGUUUGAGAGCUCAGAGGGCUCAAGCUCCAGUGUGCCACUUGUCCUUGAUGAUCAAAAGUUAAUAGGAAUGAACUUAGCCCAGAAUCUGCUCAGAGAAUUCCAACCCCGCUCCAAAGCAAGCCAGGACAAGGCCACAAUCCUUUACAACCUCUGUCUGAUCUACAGCAAAGAGCCGAAACAAAUAGAGAGUGCUGUUCGUGUUCUCUCUGACAUGAUGGAAAAGAAGGUGAUGUUGGAGACCUUAUUGCUCAUAGUAGCCCAGGCACUUCUGCUUCUUAAACAGGCUCCCAAAGCAAGAAACUUCUUAAAAAGGAUCAAUAAGAUGAACUGGAGUUCUGGCAUUGCUGAGAACUUUGAGAAAAGCUGCCUGCUCCUUGCUGACAUGUACAUCAAAUCAGGAAAAUAUGUGAAUGCAGAUAAGCUUUUGGAUGAUUGUAUUCGAUACAAUACGUCAUGCAGCAAGGCAUAUGAGUACAAAGGCUUCAUAAUGGAAAACGAUCAGAGGUACAAAGAUGCUGCUGAGCAAUACGAACUGGCCUGGAAAUAUAGCUACUGCAUUGACCCUGCAAUUGGAUACAGACUUGCAUUUAAUUUUCUGAAGUGCAGGAAUUACACACAGGCCAUUGAUAUCUGUCAUCAGGUUCUUCAUGAGCAUCCCGAUUACCCUCAGAUCCGAAAUGAAAUUCUGAACCGGGCCCAGCUGUCUUUGAGACCAUGAGCACAAACAGACAUUUAAUCACCCUGUAGCACAUUUAUAGUACAAGGACGUGUUUUAUUUACCACCUCACUAACUGAUUUAAGAGCAAUGUAGACUAGAUAAAAGUAUUUGAAUUGUAGCAUACAUAUAUAUAUAUAUAUA